Messenger RNA from Heterobilharzia americana, 924 nucleotides. Lineage: Eukaryota; Metazoa; Platyhelminthes; Trematoda; Strigeidida; Schistosomatidae. The record is from the annotation of a GenBank genome assembly.
AUGAAAGUGGGUUUAAAUACAACCUUCGAUCAUGAGUCGUGUAUGGAACAUAAUGAAACACUUGUCCAAACCAAUCUUUCAACUGAUCAAAAGGACAGCAAUGGUAGUGAUGAUGCUGACAGUUCAGUUCUCAGUGAAGGUGUUCUUACUGAAAUUGUUGUUGACACUAAUGAUGUUUCACGUGACUUGCUACCGAAUCCUGUUUAUUUCUUGCCCAGUCGUUCACAUUCCCUAUCAAAUAGUUUGGAUUCAGACUGUAAGAAAAAUGAUGGUACCCACUCACUAUCUGAUAGUUCUCAGUCUCGUAUGCAUGAUAACAAACACGUCAGCGAUAAUGAAAUAAAUCAAGGAUUAAUUAUUGAAGAGAGUGAUUUGGUCACGACAAUCUCAAUGAAAAAGAGCAUAGAUGAAGCUACUGCCAGUAACAAUAAUAUUUCUUCGAAGGACAUAUCACAUUUGCAUGAUACACACAACAAUAUGGUUGAACACCCUCGACCGAACUCUAGCUGUAAAUCAUAUGUGAUGCUUCAUGUUGAUGAGUCACUUAUGAACAGUGACGAUGUGAACAUGAAAAACAGUAACCCCGAUUGCUCCAGCAAAUCACAAAUAGCCGGUCGUAGCCGUCUUAGAAAAAGUGAUAUCCAAGAUAAUGCAUUACCGAAGAAAUGCUUUGAUAUUAAAUUUUCGCAGGAAUGGGGUGAUGAUGUUAGACAGGAAGUUGUUUCACUUGGAGAUGAAGAGGUUAAAUCUAGCCAUGUGAAUACUACUACUAUUCGUAGUAACAGAAGUAAUCAAGAGGUGUGUUGUGACAUGGGACUCGGAGAGAAGCAGCCAGUACCUGAUGAUCGCCUUACUGCAAGUGUUUCACGUGAAGGGAAAGAGAACUCUAAGAUACGACAAUCAAAAAAUCUUCAGUCUACUUAA